Molecule: messenger RNA, 390 nt
Organism: Melampsora larici-populina 98AG31
Lineage: Eukaryota; Fungi; Basidiomycota; Pucciniomycetes; Pucciniales; Melampsoraceae
Exons: 5
Coding region: 1-390 (129 amino acids)
Source: RefSeq, a predicted model, not a curated record
AUGCUUCGCCUCAUCCCGAUCAUCUCCUUCCUAGUAUUUUCCCUUUGGAUUCAGGGUCUUGAGGCGGGCAAGGAAUGUAUCUGUGACUUAAGGUUUACCUUCACAAAAAGACACGCAUAUUGUACGUCGACUUACCCAGACGAAACGGUAUGCAAGUGCAAAUGGUCAAGAUGCUCGUCACCGCUUGUCAAUACUCAUUAUGUUAGAAUGUCAGGCUGUUACCUGAUUGGAGGCGAUGGUUCAUCCGGCGUAAGUAAUCAAGAUUGUACGCGAUAUGAGUAUGAUCCUCUCAAUGUGAAUUAUAUUUGUCACGAUGGUGGCCAAUCUUAUACGUGCCCUGGUAAUCUUUUAACCUUUGGAUCCAAAGCUAUGGUAUGUACCGACUGCUAA